ACAUCGGCCUCUCGCAGAACAACCUGCGGGUGCACUACAAAGGUCAUGGAAAAACUCCAAAAGAUGCUGCUUCUGUUCGAGCUACACAUCCUAUACCUGCUGCCUGUGGCAUAUACUAUUUUGAAGUUAAAAUUGUCAGUAAGGGAAGAGAUGGUUACAUGGGAAUUGGGCUUUCGGCACAGGGUGUGAACAUGAACAGACUACCAGGUUGGGAUAAACAUUCAUAUGGUUACCAYGGAGAUGAUGGACAUUCAUUCUGUUCCUCUGGAACGGGACAACCUUACGGCCCAACGUUUACUACGGGUGAUGUCAUUGGUUGUUGUGUCAACCUUAUCAAUAACACCUGCUUCUACACAAAGAAUGGACACAGCCUGGGCAUCGCUUUCACAGAUUUACCGCCAAACUUGUACCCUACAGUAGGGCUUCAGACACCAGGAGAGGUUGUGGAUGCUAAUUUUGGACAACACCCAUUUGUAUUUGAUAUUGAAGACUAUAUGCGAGAGUGGAGAACCAAAAUUCAAGCACAGAUUGACAGAUUUCCAAUAGGAGAUCGGGAAGGAGAAUGGCAAACAAUGAUUCAGAAAAUGGUAUCAUCUUACUUAGUUCACCAUGGAUACUGUGCAACAGCAGAGGCAUUCGCCAGAUCCACAGACCAGACUGUGCUAGAAGAAUUAGCUUCCAUUAAGAACAGACAAAGAAUUCAGAAAUUGGUUUUAGCAGGAAGAAUGGGAGAAGCCAUUGAAACAACACAACAGUUGUAUCCAAGUUUACUAGAAAGAAAUCCUAAUCUCUUAUUUGCAUUAAAGGUGCGCCAGUUCAUAGAGAUGGUGAAUGGUACAGACAGUGAAGUGCGGUGUUUGGGAGGCCACAGUCCAAAAUCUCAAGAUAGUUACCCUGUUAGCCCACGGUCAUUCAGUAGUCCUAGCAUGAGUCCCAGCCAUGGAAUGAAUAUUCACAAUUUGGCAACAGGCAAAGGGAGCAACACACACUUUACUGGGUUUGAAAGUAGUUGCAGUAAUGGAGUAAUAUCAAAUAAAGCGCAUCAGUCUUACUGUCACAGUAAACACACGACCACCAGCCUGAAUGUACCAGAGCUCAACAACAUAAAUGUAUCAAGAUCACAGCAGGUUAACAGCUAUUCCAGCAAUGAUGUAGACAUGGAAACAGAUCACUACUCCAAUGGGGUUGCUGAGACUUCGUCCAAUGGCUUCCUAAAUGGUAGUUCUAAACAUGAUCACGAAAUGGAAGAAUGUGACACAGAAAUGGAAGUAGAUUCAAGUCAGUUAAGACGCCAGCUAUGUGGUGGCAGCCAAGCAGCCAUUGAAAGGAUGAUCCAUUUUGGAAGAGAAUUGCAAGCAAUGAGUGAGCAGCUAAGAAGAGAAUGUGGCAAAAACACAGUGAAUAAGAAAAUGCUCAAGGAUGCAUUCAGUUUACUUGCAUAUUCCGAUCCCUGGAGCAGCCCUGUUGGAAAUCAGCUUGACCCGAUACAAAGAGAACCAGUGUGCUCUGUACUGAAUAGUGCAAUACUAGAGACUCACAAUCUGCCAAAGCAACCGCCGCUUGCCCUUGCCAUGGGACAGGCGUCACAGUGUCUAGGAUUGAUGGCCCGGUCAGGAAUUGGAUCCUGUGCGUUCGCCACCGUGGAAGACUACCUACACUAGCUAUGCAUUUUGAAGGUCUGAAAGGUGUUGUGGCAUAUUCAACAUGGAAAGUAGACCAGCUCUGCUGACUGGAAUUUGGAAUUUUAAUUAUGUACUAAGGACGAGUCUGUCGCUUUAUGUUGCUUCCUAGUUUACAGCAUGAUGCAAAUGAUUUCUAACUUAGUGUUAGGAGAAAAUCUUUAAACCUCUUAGACAACUAAGAGUUGAAACUAUCACUGGUAACGUCAGACAUCCAAAUUGACAAGUACCAAUCCUUUGAACGAUUGUCCAAAACAAACCAAAAAUCCUGCUACCUUGUGGUGGGACGAAGAAUAGAAAACAUGGAUGUAUUAGCAUGUGGGUGAUAUAAACGUCAAGCAGGAUGACUUGCCAACCUCCACCCCCAUUGUUACAUAGUUCAAUCAGUGUAAUUUGCAAAAUGCAAAUGGUUUGGAUAUAUAGUGUUGAUGGGAAGAAAUGAUAUUUUUUAAUGUGUACUGUAAAACUUGAAUUACUCAGGAGCUGAGUGAAUAUGUUCGUUGCUACUUACAAUCCCAACCUGUUGAUCUUAGUAGUUUUUUUGUUUUAACAUGGUCUUUUCAACUUUGUUUCCUUGUUUAACUACAGACAGCUUCUGUUGUGUAGGCUCACCAGUUUAACUGUUGUAUUGUAACAGUAUUACAUGUCAACACAGUGUGGUUAUGACCUAUUUAUAUAAAAACCAAAUAUUUAGUCAA
This is a messenger RNA of Malurus melanocephalus (red-backed fairy wren), 2377 nucleotides long. It is a transcript of the gene RANBP9, whose product is annotated as RAN binding protein 9. The record is from RefSeq and is a predicted model, not a curated record. Gene Ontology annotation, cellular component: cytoplasm. Bases 159 to 1661 code for a protein of 500 amino acids. Gene Ontology annotation, molecular function: protein binding. Lineage: Eukaryota; Metazoa; Chordata; Aves; Passeriformes; Maluridae. The transcript is spliced from 14 exons. Gene Ontology annotation, biological process: cytoskeleton organization; cell surface receptor signaling pathway.